This is a messenger RNA of Pistacia vera, 908 nucleotides long. RefSeq names its product probable mitochondrial adenine nucleotide transporter BTL1. The record is from RefSeq and is a predicted model, not a curated record. Lineage: Eukaryota; Viridiplantae; Streptophyta; Magnoliopsida; Sapindales; Anacardiaceae. Gene Ontology annotation, biological process: transmembrane transport. The transcript is spliced from 5 exons. The coding region runs from base 197 to 619 and encodes 140 amino acids.
UGUUACUCCUCAGCCUCCAGAACUUCAGCUCCCAUGGCUGUGCAAAACGAUCAUGGAAUAAUAUAAACAGCUUAAAAAUUUGCCCCACAAGUUGUUCCAUAUUAAGCACACUAACUGUUCGGAUUGAGUGCUGGUGGCCUAUUUCAGCUCAAAAUUUUUAAAUUACACUGUAGGCAAAUCCAAGGAUGUUGUGAAGAUGAGAGAAGUUGGAGAGUUUCUCAGUGGUGCUCUAGCAGGGGCAAUGACUAAAGCUGUUCUUGCUCCUCUUGAGACCAUCAGGACAAGGAUGGUGGUUGGUGUUGGAUCCAAAAAUAUUUCUGGUAGUUUCAUUGAGAUCAUCGAACAACAAGGUUGGCAAGGAUUGUGGGCCAGCAAUGCAAUCAAUAUGCUCCGUAUAGUUCCUGCCCAGGCAAUCGAGCCUGGAACAUUUGAGUGCGUAAAGCGAGCAGUGACAUUAGCACAAGAGAAAUGGAGUAAAGAGGAAUGCCCAAAGGUGCAAAUUGAUCAUGUCGUUCUGAACUUUACUCUCAACUGGAUUUCUCCGAUUGCUGAGGCUGGUGCUGCUCAAGGAGUUUUUAGUACGCUUGUGUGCCAUCCUCUUGAAGUUUUGAAGGAUUGAUUGAUUGUGAGUCGUGACAUAUAUCAAGCAAUUUGGAUUGGUAUUAAAGUUGUUAUUAGCUUCUCCCCCAACACUUCCAGCCGACAAAGACAAGAAAUUGAAACUCUGCAGAAACCAAAUAACAGAUCAGUAUAUUGGGAAGGAGGAAACCAUCAUCAAUUGGCAAUAUCACGCCUACCUGCUUCUUCCGAGUGUUUGCUCGAGAUGCCUCAGUAUUCUGUUGCUGAUCUUGAUAAAGCCUCUUGUGCUGAAGAAUACCACUUCGAGCUUCACUUGAAUCUCUUCAGCA